This is a messenger RNA of Diabrotica virgifera virgifera (western corn rootworm), 432 nucleotides long. RefSeq lists its product as uncharacterized. The record is from RefSeq and is a predicted model, not a curated record. Gene Ontology annotation, molecular function: nucleic acid binding. Lineage: Eukaryota; Metazoa; Arthropoda; Insecta; Coleoptera; Chrysomelidae. Bases 1 to 432 code for a protein of 143 amino acids. The transcript has a single exon.
AUGGAUGCAGAUCAUUAUGAAAAAUGGUUUUCAGAUAUUCUAUUAAAAAUUCAACCAGGAUCUGUUAUUGUUAUGGAUAACGCUCCAUAUCACUCCAGGCGUGUAGAACAGUUACCAACCACUAAAUGGAGAAAAGCAGAGAUUGCGGAUUGGCUUACUAAAAAAAAUAUUAAAUUCAAUGAACAAAAUUUGAAGACCGAAUUACUAAACUUAGCACGGUGUCAUAAAGAUAAAUAUAUUAAAUAUGUAGUAGAUGAAAUGGCGCGAGAACGAGGCGUAAUUGUACUUCGAUUGCCGCCAUACCAUUGCGAAUUAAAUCCGAUGGAACUUAUAUGGGCUCAAAUAAAAAAUGAAGUAGCAAGGAACAAUUUUACUUAUAAAUUAAAUGAUGUUAAAAAUCUACUUAAUGGUGCCGUCAGCAAUGUGACCUAA